AUGUACCGGCGCAGCUACGUCUUCCAGGCCCGCAAGGAGCAGUACGAGCGCGCCGACGAGGCGUCGCGCGCCGCCGAGCCGUACAGCCUGGUGGAGGGCCGGGCGGCUGCGCCGAGCCUGGCGCAGCUGCAGGGGCUCGGCGAGCGCGUGGCCGCCCACGUCCAGCGGGCCCGGGCGCUCGAGCAGCGCCACAUCGUCCUGCGGAGGCAGCUGGACGCCUUCCAGCGCCUGGACGAGCUGGCUGGCUCCGAGGAUGCCCUCGCCCGCCACGUCGAGGGCAACCGCCAGCGCGCCCGGGAUUUGGCGGCCGAGCGCAACCGGUUGGAGCGCCAGGGCGCAGAGGCGCAGCGCGCCCUCUGCGAGUUCCAAAGCAAGUAUGAAAAUGAGUGUGAGUGUCAGCUGCUGCUGAAAGAAAUGCUCAAACGGCUAAACAAGGAGGCAGAUGAAGCCCUGCUGAGCAACCUGCGCCUUCAGAUCGAAGCCCAGUUUCUGCAGGAUGACAUCAGUGCGGCCAAGGACAGGUACAAAAAGAAUCUUCUGGAGAUUCAGACCUAUGUCAGCAUCCUGCAGCAGAUCAUCCAGACCACCCCGCAAGCAGCCGCCAUAACCAGUGGCAUGAGGGAGGCGAAGCUCCUGACGGAAAGGGAGGUGGCCGCCCUGCAGAGCCAGCUGGAGGACGGCCAAGAGGUGCUCUGCCUCCUGCAGGCCCAGAGAGCCGAGCUGCAGGCCCAGACGGCGGCCCUAGAACAAGCCAUCAAAGAUGCCCACGAGUGUUACGAUGAAGAGAUUCAGCUCUACAACGAGCAGAUUGACACCCUGCGGAAGGAGAUUGAGGAGGCCGAGAGGAGCCUGGAGAGGUCGUCCUACGACUGCCGGCAGCUGGUGGUCGCCCAGCAGACCCUGAGGAACGAGCUGGACCGGUAUCACCGGAUCAUCGAGAACGAAGGCAACAGGCUGAGCUCCGCCUUCACUGAAACUCCGAUCACUCUGUACACCGUGAGCCACGGAGCCUCCUUCAGCCCUCGACACGGUGGGAAAGAUCUCACCAGGGCUGUGCAGGAUAUAACAAUAGCAAAACCAAGACAAAAAGGCCUCCCCAAGAACGUUCCAAGGAAAAAGGAGAUUAUAGCGAAAGACAAAGCAGAUGAAAGUCUGGAAGAGGCACCACUGAGAGGUCCUGAAGACCCAAAGCCAGGGCAGGUGGUACUUAAAGAAGAGGGUGAAUCUAAGCUUGAAUCAGGGGAUGGAGAAGCAAGUCCCCCGACCAUGGAUGGGGCUCCGGAGGAUGUCCCAGACGGAGGGAAGAUAAGCAAAGCCUUUGAAAAACUAGGCAAGAAGGUCAAGGAGAGGGUGAAAGGCCCCAAAGAACCCGAGCCCCCCGCUGACCUGUACACCAAGGGGCGGUAUGUGCUGGUCUCCGGAGAUGCCAAUUUCGUGGACCCAGGCUUCUGUUCCUUCUCCGUCCCAGCCAAAGGGGGCGUGGUGGUUUCCAAGGGGGAUGACUCUGUGCGUCCUGACAGCCACGUGGAGCCCUCUCCCCAGCAGCCGGAGCCCCCUCUGGAGGACGGAGAGGGGCCUCCCCCGGGGAAAGAAGAUGAAGAUGGACACCCCCCUACCCCGCACACUGCAGACAAGGGGGAUGAGAUGAAUGCCGAAGAACUGAAGGGUCCCCAGGGGAAACAGGAUGGCCAGAAGGAGGAGGAGGGGGCCGGGGAGCCCUGUCCCAUAGUCACACCUGGUCCAGAGGGGCCGUCUACACCCCAGUCUCAAGAGCCUCAGGUCACUCAGGGUGAGUCCGACGGGCCUGGAGCUCGGAGCAGCAGCCUGCCGGCGAGAAGCCCUCCCAGGAUGCUGGCCUAUGAGAAGGUGGAGGUGAUGGAAUCCGUUGAGAAGUUUUCCACUGACAGCAUCCAGACAUACGAAGAGACUGCUGUAAUCGUGGAGACCAUGAUCGAAAAGACGAAGGCAAACAAGAAGAAGCUGGAGGAGAAGUGCUCUUCCAAUGCCUAG
Molecule: messenger RNA, 2010 nt
Organism: Eubalaena glacialis (North Atlantic right whale)
Lineage: Eukaryota; Metazoa; Chordata; Mammalia; Artiodactyla; Balaenidae
Gene: BFSP1
Product: beaded filament structural protein 1
Exons: 9
Coding region: 1-2010 (669 amino acids)
Biological process (GO): lens fiber cell development
Cellular component (GO): intermediate filament; cytoplasm
Molecular function (GO): structural constituent of eye lens
Source: RefSeq, a predicted model, not a curated record